GGCAGCAGCGAUGGCGGCGGCGGCGGCGCUGGGCGGGCUCGGCCUCCUGCGCGCCCGGCUCAGGCUCGCAGCCGCCGCGACCUCCGCUGCCCUCGGCCCGACCGGCCACCGCGCGCCCCCGCUGCGCGGAGGCGUUGCCGCCGCCGCUGCUCUCCCCUCGGCCGGGAGGAGCUACGGCUCCCAGGCGAAGGAAGAGGAGGAGCUGCGCGUCCGGUACCUGGAUGAUGAGCACAAAGGAAUUGUGGUGCUUGGAUUAAACAGAUCUCAUGCCAAGAAUGCACUUAGCAAAAAUCUUGUAAAAAUGAUGUCAAAAGCUGUGGAUGCUUUGAAAUCUGAUAAGAAAGUACGAACUGUUGUACUCCGGAGUGAAGUCCCGGGGAUAUUCUGUGCUGAAGACUGACCCAUUCCUGAUGAGGAAGCAGGCACAAAGAAUAUGAUAGGAAAUUGCGUGAGACUGUACUCAACAGUGCAGUCUUCAAAUCAGCACCUAAUCAACUAGGAAAUUUUACGUUAAGAAUCACUUGUCUGUCUUCUCAUUGGUUGGUGCAAUGCCUUACUUGAGAAAAUGAUAGAAUUUGGUUUCCAUUUGUUAAGCUUUCUGAAAGUUAUUCUCCAGAUGGGAAUAGAGCUUUUAAACUAAUAUAUUUAGUUCACAUAGGCCUCUCUGAGAAAAGACCAGGAGCUGUCCUGGUACUUGACAGAGCAAGCUGCAUCCAGUUCCAAAACAGACCCGUGACUGCCCAAUGCUGAGUCUUUAAGAGAUGCUGGUGGCACUUCUGUGAUGACAUAUAUAUUAGAAAUUAGCAGCCAUGAGAGAGGAGUGAGAAGAAAAUGGAAGAGGAACAGCCCUGCAGACUCCCAGAUCAGAAGCAAGGAAGGGGAGGAGGUGUUUAAGUGCCAAAGGAGAGAUUCCCUUGCAGCCCAAAGACAAGACCAUGUCAAAGCAGGUUGUCAUCCUGGAGCUCAUGGAGGACCAAUCUGGAGCAGAUAUCCACACUGCAGGCCAUGAGGAACCCCAGGCUGAAGCAGGUAGACAGACCCUGAUGGAAGCUGCAGCCCGUGAAGAGCCCAGUCAGGAGCAGGGUCCUGACAGAGCUGUGACCUGUGGGAGGGCAGCCUAUACAGGAUCAGAUGCUCUGGCAGUUGUGGCCCAUGGCGGCCCAGUGCUGGAGAAGGACUGUGCCCUGUGAAAAAGACCAUGCUGAAGCAGUUCCUGAAGAACUGUCUCCCGUGAGAAGUCCUGGGAAAGACUGUAUUGUGUGGAGGAGAGUCUGUGCUGGAGCAGGAAAAAAGAGUGAGGAGGAAAGAGUGGCAGGGAUGAAGUGUUAUGGUUGAAUUGCAAGGCCCAUUCCCCUUCCCUUUUGCUCUGCGCAGCAGUGGGGAGGGAUGGGGGAGUUAGUAACAAAGUUAAGCCAGGAAAAAAGGAAGAAAGAAUGGUGGGGAGAAGAUUUUGUUUUUGUUUCACACUGUCUACCUUUUAUUGCCACUAAAUUAAAUUUAUCUUUCCUAUGUCCAGUCUGUUUUGGGCAUGAUGGUAGCAAAUGAGUGAUCUUCCUUGAUCCACGAGCUUUUAAUUGUAUUUUCUUCCCUAUCUUACUGAGGAGGGAAACUGGCAGAGAGCCUAAGUUAACCUACACAUCCAGUUAUUACAGAUUUUUCAAAGUAAGAUUGAGGGAAGACCUUUUUUCUUGAAGAGCUAUGAACUGAGGGUGGAUUAGUUAUAUAGUCUCAGAGGAACUUGUGUAAAAAAUAGUCUAAAAUAAAAGUAGUCAGGAAGAUUUUUCUCCAGUUGAGCGAGUAGUGACCAGAGCUGUGUAAUAAGUAUGCUAUAAAAGUUAAAGUGGAAUAACCUCAACAGGAAAGACUAAAUCUGUAACUACUUGGUUCCUUUUUUUAUCCCUUACUUGAGAGGCAGGAUUUCUUUUGUUAAGGCUUGUGUAUGGCUUCUAUUUAGAUGACUCACUCUUCCUACCUUGUGUGCUCUGAAGACUUGUGUAUGAAGUAUUGUGUGUUCUUUUCCAGUUUGGAAGUUCUCUAAUGACAACUUCAGUUUAGUUACUCCUUUAGUAUCUGGAGCAAUUUAUAAAAAUAUUGUAUUUCUGUCUGAGAGGGGAUUCCAUUGUUUCACUGAAUACAGACGGUUUGAAUUGAAAGUACUUUCAACCAGUGUGUACUUGUCUCCUGUGUCAAAGAUUUCUAAGGGUCUAGUGAAAGUAAAGACAACUUAAUUCAUAGCUAAUAUUACCAUAGCAUUAAGCUUUUUUUUUAAAAAAAAGCUUCUGGCAAUUGGAUAUAUUCAGCUGAAAUGCUAGUUGUGAAUAUUUCUAUGCCACUUUUCUUCCUUUUUUGGUCUUGAAUGAGCUGUGGACCAUAGCUUACUAUGAUUUGUGCAUAGAAAUAAAAAAAAAAAAUUAAGAUCAGGCCAUUAGGAAAAGAUAAAUUGUGAGCUCCAGCUAGAGAGUCAUCUUUUUAGCAGUAUUUUUCCUUGAUUGAUGCAAUUUUGAGAUUUGCUUUUUCAACAUGGUGAAACAACAUCUGACCAUUCCUUCUCUUCUGUGGCUUGUGACAUCUGAUAAAAAAUGGAAAUGUAAAAGCUUAUUUAUUACGAUGAUACAAGCAUUCUUCUUUUUCCUUUCUCAAUAGGAUUGAAGCCAUCUUGAACUUCAGAUCCAUGCUAUUACCUAAAAUUGAUUAAAAAGAUCAAAAUCUGUCUGAGUUAGUUCUCUGGUUGUGUGGUGAGCUUUGCCAAACCGAUUCAACAUUUUGUAGAGUUACCUAAUUUGAUUGAUCAAGCUAGUGCUUUACUGGUAUAAUAUUUACCAAACGCUGGACUCUGCAAUACAGUUAUGUGGAAAUACAGCGCCUACUUCAGUCACUGGAAAUGUGAGAUUAUUUUAUGUGAUGGAUAUCUGUCUUUAGAACUCAUUUUGAGCAACAGAAGGCUAUAUUAUAUUUGGUAUCAUUCAGCUGGCUUAUGUGUUCUGGGAAGUAUACAAGCAGGAUUAAAGUGUAUCUUUGGCUAUUGGAAUCCAUGGUGUUUUACCUGCUGAUUAAAAAAUAUAUUUUAAAAAAAGUCCUGUUUUAAUAUUUUAACAAAUUGCCUUGGGCUUUUAGUCCAUUACAACAAAUGCGCACAAUUAAUAUAUGUAUUUUUUGGAAAUAUUUUUUCCAGUGAAAGCCACCUAAAAUCCUUAAAAUAUUAAGUUCUAGGUAAAAGAUCUAUUUCUGAGGUAGUGGUAUUUGGUUAGUUCUUUUUCCAGAGGAAGGUAGCAAGAAAGGGAGUGAUUUUCCUAAAGCUAUGAAAAAUUAUAAAAGCAUGGGAAAAAUUGAUCAAAUUGAAUGCCUAAAAUUGUUAAAUUGAAAUAUUUGGUGCAAAGUAAUUUGUUAUGUCUGGAGAAGUAGUUACAAAUAAAUAUACUGAUGAUAAGCGAAGUUUAUUUGUUUGGACUCUGUCUAUGGCAAUCAGAAUCAUGCUUGGGAUAUCCUCUAGCUAGCUGUACAGAAAACCUAGGGAGACAAAUGUCUGAAUGAAACAGUUGGCUGUUUUUGGGUUGCCUUCCUACAUCUUGUUUAUAUUAUAUUGAGUAAAAAUUUUGGAGGUGUAGCUUGCUUUUUAUAAUGGUAAAUUGAGGAUUUGAGUCUAACUUUGGAGCUAAGGCUUUUAUAACCAAAUGACUGAAAGUCAUUUAAUGAAUGAAAAUAAGUAUAACCAUAUAGCUUACAAAUAGGUAAAUCAAGUAUCAUCCUGAACAGCUGGAGAACUUCUAAAGUUUCUUGAGAUGCUUGAAAUUGAUGCAAUUUUCUAGAUCUUUUGGAUUGUUACAGAAAUAAUAAAGAAGUUUCCAGAGUAGAAAUUUGUAGUGACUUGGUGUCCAAACUUGACACAGGCAGGAAUGGUGAAUAUCUGGGAUAUGCAACUUGAGCAUAUCCCAGAAUUUAAAUAAAAGUGAUGUCUUGAUGAUUAUGAAGCAAUGAAAGGUACCUCACUGGAGUACCUCGCCUGCCUACCUAGAACAGAGAAACACACAUACAGAUCUUACUUAUAAUGCUAUAAUGAGUUUUCAAACAGUGAAAUAUUUUCUGGAAUGGAUAUACCAGAACAGACUAAAUGAAAAUUGAAAAGAUACCAGAUGAUGCAGAAGAUUUUAUCUUGAGAAAACUGUGUUGUGCAGUGUCCCUAGAUGGUUGGAAAACUUGUUUUCCCAUUUGCUCUUAUAAAGAGGCUGUGCUUUCUGGGUAUUUUAUGUAGAUAUUUUGAGAAUAAUCAGAAAAUAUUUUCCUUUGUUUGCCUUUUUUUAAAAAUAUACUUCUCAAGGAUUUGCUCAUCUAUUGUCUUUGGUGAUGUCACUGGCUUGUUGCAGUUUUGGCUGCUUGGGAAUGUCUCUUUAAUGGCUAUGUAUGUGCUGCAAGUGCAAUACCUUUCAUUUUUGAUUUUAAAAAGUUGUUCUAUACGUUUUCUAUAAGGUUUAUCCAAACCCAUAUUUCCCAGGUUGCAUGAGUUAAUGAAUUCCUGUAUUUCAUGUAGUUGUUAUAGUUAGGUUUGACUUUUGGAAUAUAGUCCUUGUGGCACUGCUUAGGACUGCUUGGGAGUCGUAUUGAAUUUCAUGAAUAAGUACUCACAUGCAUCACACUUUUUUUUACCCUCCUUUUUUAUCUUGUAUCAUUGAAGCAUGUAAUUAGAAGACUAUUGGCAUACAUGACACCAUAUAAGAAAUUCCUGUAAUUGCUUACAUGUUAGAGAUGUGUAGAUGAACUUGACCAUCUUAAAGAAAGACUUAACUGGAAACCUGCAUAACUAUCAUGAGACUGCUUCUGAAGUUUGUGUGUGGAUCAAAGAGAGGACUGUGGAAUUCAGUGCUGCUGAAGUCCUUGAUUUGAUAGGGUAGACUAGUGGACUGGAUACUGUAUCUGAACAGUUUUGUUUCCAUGGAAGUGAGGAAAGUCUUCUUGAGAGUCUCCUGUCCAGAAAAAUUCUUAGUGUGGUAUAAUUUGUCAUCUUUAAGCAAGCUAUAGUUGGUGUCAGCAGGUGUAUUAAAUAUUGUUGAUUUGAUAUCUAAACCUACAGGAGUAACUGUGUAGUCAUUGUUGGUAUUUUUAAGAUCUUUGAAGUCACAGGGCAGUUCAGAUGAGUCCUCUGAUAUCCUUGUAUAUAUCAACUUUCAGAUUUCUGUAUCUCUUUGUAGCUAUUUUGAAGUACAUGAGUUUUUCCUCUGUGGUUGAUGUGUGUACUAACAAAUGCAUUAAUUACUAGCGGUCUUAUCUUUAAAACUUGUACUGGGCAUAUCUGGUUUAGAGUUCACUUCUCAUACAGAAGUCCAUAUGGUGCUGUGUUACAGAUUGGUGACCACAACAGUGUUGAAAAGAUGCCAGUGUUUUAUAGUUGUCACUGAAUAGUUCUUGCACAACAUUGACGUCCCCUAUGCUUCUCACUGUGCCAGUCAGUCAGCUGAGUGCAAGCAGGAGGUUGGGGCGGGGCGCAGCUGGCACAGAUGAUGUGAAUUGAGCAGAGGGAUGGUCCGUAACAUAUGAGAUCAUACUCAGCAGUAAAAUUGGGUAGUUGUUUUUCCAAAGUAGACCUUGUUCAGGACUGGAGAGACAUUGGUCUGCUGGUGGGGAAUGGCUGCUUUUGCAUAAUUUGUUUAUUUCUUUUUUCCCCUUGUGCUUAUUAAACUGCCUUUAUCUCAACCUGCAAGGUGGGUCCCCUUCUCCCUCCCCACUGCUUUUGCAGUUCUUUUCAUUUCUCCAUCCUGCUGUGUAAUGGGAAAGCAACUGAAUGGGGGUUUACCUGCUAUCCAGAGUCAAGCAUACAAAACUAUGAAUUUGUAUGACAUGAAAAAUGAAAUCUGGAGUCAUUAGCUGGGUUAGUUCCGAAAAUGUCCUGUAUGGUUAUGAAUACCAACAUUGCUAUAAUGCUACUGUACUCAUUUUAGUUUUGCUAGAGGGAUGCUUGAAGUCACUUUGAGCUUGUUCUGACAGGUGUUGCAGCUCAAGGGGGUUAUUAUUUUUCCCCAUUCUAUUUUCAGAAUACAGUGGUGAAUUCUUAAUUAAGAACUUAGUGUUUAGGGAGGUGCUCUUUACCUAUUUUUAAUCCAAAAGUACCAUUAGCACUCUCCUGGUAGAAACCCAGGUUUUGGAAAAAGAUUCUUUCUAUACUUCUAGCCCUUCAUAGUUAGCAGUUAGAGAAAUUCUGAGAGAUGAUUUGUGGGUAUUGUUAUUCUCACUGCUUCACAUACUGCAUUUUUUUCUUGGAGUCUGAAAUAGUAGCACCUUAGAAUAUUAGACAUUAGAUUAUGAAUUUGAGAUAUAUUCCUGAAUCACAAAAUAUUGUUUGACUGUCUUUCUUUGUAGACCUUCAUCAGCAAUGUAGUUUUGCUUUAAGCCUUCAUUUCAAAUCUUGGAAUAGAGAAAAAGUUGUCUGUAUUUAAGAUAUAAACAUUUAAUUUUUCACUUUUUUUCCUUUUUAUCAGAUCUCUUGAGAGCUGGGUUAAUAUCAUAACUGGCAUUAAGACAAUCCAUGAACUGUAUCUUUUCAAAUUACUUGCACUUUCUGUAAUAAAUACAUUUUUAGAUUUCCAAGACAACUUUGUGUAUUUUGAAAUAGAGUUUUAUAUAAUUGCCUGGAAAACACAGAGGACUGUGUUAGGUAGAAUUCUGUCUUUUUUUAUGUUGUUCAUGGUUUGACGAUGAUUGUAAUGGGUUAGUAGGAGUGUUGAAUGAUUGGCUGAGUCCAGUAAGAUCCCUGGAGAUAUUUAAAAGAUGUGUAGAUAUGAUACUUAGGAACAUGGCAAGGUAAAUGAUUGGACUUGAUGAUCUUGAAGGUCUUUUUCAGCCUAAACAAUGCUCUGAUUUCAUGACACAAGAGCCAUUUUGACAUGAUUGUGGUGGAGGCUAGCUACUUUAGUUAAUGUAAUUUUCACUGUUCAAAUCUUAGUUAAAAAGAGAGCAAUGACAUGCUCAUGGAUCAGUUUUUUUCAGAUCUUAAACUCACUCAUCUAUGAUCCAUAUACAAUGGUUUAAAACUUUGUGGUUUUAAAGGGACUAAAACCAUGUGAAGGUCAUUUUGACUGGAAGUUACAGAUUAUUGAUUAGCCCUGAUCAUACUAAAUUGAUAAAAUAAAUUUGGUGAGGUUCUGAUAAAUACAUUUGUUCUUACAUGGGAACUUAGCUCCUCUUUGUUUCCAUUAUGUACGUCUGAGUAUUUGACUUUCCACUGCAGUGUCUAAGGUCCAAAUUUCUUCCAUAAAUAUUAAGUCAAAUCAAGUAAUCACUUCCAUUUGAAAUGCUCAUUUCACAUCUGUGGGUAUUUGUCAUGUUGAUUUGUGAAGAAAGGUUGCUAGUUUUCUUCACAGUUUUCUGAGGCAGAUUGUCACAGUGCGUUGUAUGAGUGAAGUAAUGCCUUUUUUCUGGAGUACUAAGUGCCUGUGGCACCUGAUUUCUUUACUUGUGAGGGAACUGAGCCUGCUUAGCCAUUUAUAUCCUUGGCAGAGAAAACCUGCUGGCAAAAAUAAUCUGAUCUCAUGUGCUUGGUGGUAGUGUGGUGGAAAUAGAAUACAUGUGUGCAACACAUGGCAAAAAAAAUAGUUAUUACAUGGUAAAGAAUUCUUUCCGAUUUUCUUUUGAAAAGAGUGGAUAAAAGUGGCAUGUAGCAGAGGUACUUAGACAUAUCUGAAUCUAUAACAUUUUCAUCUUAAGGUGGUUUGCAACAGUCAGUUUCACAUCUGCUUUUAUAGAUGACCUAGAGUUGGACACAAUGCAGCUAUAUAUAUGUGUGUUAAUUGCCACAAAUAUGAAGAAAAGCUUCCAAUAAUUAUAAUUUUUUACUCUCUUCUCUUGUCUUGGCCUGCAACUGACACUUGUUUAUCUUAAGAAUACCUUUGUUAUAUAUUUACUGCAAUAAAAGAUUUUUUUUUGGUAGCAUCUUAGUUGAAUGUGUAGCUCUUGAAAGCUGAAGGAGAAAAAAGCAACUGGAUUUACAUAAAUGGAAAAUGGAGUUGCUUAUAUAUAUGCAUGUGUAACAUCACCAUUAUAAUAUGUUCAUGGAGUGAUGCAAGAAAAUGUAGAGACCUGUCUAUACUGAAAAUGGUUUGAAUUUUGUAUGUAGAUUUUUUUUUUAAUGUGCAAUCUGUGGACAGUUGUUUUGAACAUUUAAAAUUUAUUAAAACAUUAAAAAUUUAUUUUUAAAAGUAGUACAGGUAGUAUGAAAAUGAAGAAAUUCUGAGAUUCCUAUUUUGAUUUUUUCCUUCUAAAAUUUUUACUUUUUUUCCUGGUUAAGCACUGAUUCCAUGUGUGUGAUUAAUUAAUAGGAAUACAUGGGUGCUUCUCUUUAUACAGAUUGGGUGACUCUUGUUGUCUUGCACCAAAUUUAUAAGACAGUUAAGAGAAAUGCUGUGACUUUUAGUCAGAUCCUGUCUGUUGUAACAAAAUGCAGUUUCCCCCAAAUAUAUUUAAUGAUAAAAAGCUGCAUUGAUACUGAAGUUGGCUAAGAAUGGACUUCUAACACAAUUUGAGGUAUUAGAAAGCAGGCAUUCUUUAUUGCAGGUCUGGACACAUUUGGAGGAUUUUUCCUCUAAUUGAAUGUGUGUCAUGAAACUUUACAACAGGGUAUUUAUUCCAUCGUGAUCAUACAUAUUCAUUACAGCAUACUUCCUAGGUAAACAUAAACAUCACUUUUCCUAGAACUAAUUUGCAUGCAUCUGCCUCCUAUUGGAAGUCCUGUUAUGAUCUUAGAGGCUCAUCCAUAGGGGUCUCUGGUCCUCGUAGUCAUUGGGUGCCCCCAGUGUUGUAAUGACUUUGCCUUGAACUUCUCUUAGGUCAUGUGCUGUUGUUUCUUGUUACAUAACUGCCACAAAAACCACUUCUGUUCCUCAUUAUCUGUUUAUCCACUGGGUUUCAGCUACUAGUUUAGCAUCCUGUAUGUCUGCUUUUAUAUUAUUUUAUCUAAUUUCCUAGUUAGAAUUUUGAGCUUUAUUUUGCAACUUCCAGGAACUGAAAAUUUCUAUUCUCUGUUAUCUGUCAGCAGGUAGAUAAAUUAGUAGUCUAGAAUUUCCCUCAGCAUCUUCCAAUCUAAUGUACAUAGUUCAUAUUAAUAGUGAAGCAUCAGGGUUUUGUAGGAUAUAAGAAAAUUAGAUCUAAAAUAGUAUUUUUUUAAUAUUUUAAGGUUUCUUUGUGAGGUUCUUGUCACCAGCUGGAACUUGCUGAAUGCAUAUGGAUGGACAUAGUUUUUAAGUGAUUGAGCUCUGGGUGCAAAUAUCACCUGUCUGUAUAAUUUCUUAAAUCCCUUCAGAUUGCAGGUAUACUCCCAUGUUGGAUCUCCUUUUCUUUUCCUUUCUUUCUCUAAAGUAAUUUGCUGACAAGUCUAUUGAUGGUCUUUCAUAAAUAGAAGAGAUCAAAUAUCCCUGAAGUACUUUAAAAUAACAAGUCCUUAGAAAAUAGGAUUCAGUUUGCAAUAUUGGUGCUGAAAAUAUAUUCAGUGGAUGGGAAAUUUAGCUAUUUGCAAGCUCUUUGAUUUAUUUUUCUGAGUCAGUUUAAAGCGCUUGGGGACACUGGGAGUAAGGGGAAGUACUGAUUGUGAACUGCUUAACUUGCUGUACUGACAAAUAGAAUUGCAGCUGCUGUUUUCAUGUCUGAGUUUUGUGUGAACAAAGGAUAAUUAAGAGAUGUUCCUGUUCAUGGCUCAAAUACUUACUUGUCCUUAGUUUCAUGCAGAAGAACACAUUUUACUGUGUAGAAUGGGAAGACUUUGUCCUUAAGUGCUGCCAGAGAUGUUUCUGCAGGAAUGCCAACCAUUUGAAUGUUUUUGGGUUUUUUUUUUAAAGUCCAAGAUUUAAGUUUUCUGAAUAGACCUAGAGUGGCAAAACUGAGCUCUAUAUCUUUAACCCAGAAGAUACUUCUUCUCCCAUUUGGAUUUUCCCAGAAAAAUCUGUGUUCUUUUUACCUAGUGUGGCUUGAAAAAGUUUCUAGUCAAACUCAUGCAGUCUAGGGCCAUUACUUCAAGUCUUCAAGUUUGUUUGCAGUCUGAUGUAUGCAGAGAACAGUUAUUUGGUAAUUUGGGGACAACAGAGACAACAGAAUGUGAUUAUUGUUGCAGAUAUUCUUUAGAAGGUGUCUGUAUUUUCAUAUACUGUAUGUAUUAUUUACCAGCUUCUUUAAAUGUUCCACUCAAAGUAUCACUUGCUGCAUAGCAGCACAGAAUUCAUUGUCAUUGAAUCAUGACCUGUGGGAAGUUUACAGCUAAUAUACCAUCAUGACU
Messenger RNA from Camarhynchus parvulus, 10249 nucleotides. It is a transcript of the gene AUH, whose product is annotated as AU RNA binding methylglutaconyl-CoA hydratase. Gene Ontology annotation, cellular component: mitochondrion. The transcript has 4 exons. Gene Ontology annotation, molecular function: enoyl-CoA hydratase activity. The coding region runs from base 11 to 400 and encodes 129 amino acids. The record is from RefSeq and is a predicted model, not a curated record. NCBI's taxonomy places the organism in Eukaryota, Metazoa, Chordata, Aves, Passeriformes, Thraupidae. Gene Ontology annotation, biological process: fatty acid beta-oxidation.